Cucurbita moschata (crookneck pumpkin) is the source of this 1334-nucleotide messenger RNA. Its product is annotated as cysteine protease RD19A-like. Gene Ontology annotation, molecular function: cysteine-type endopeptidase activity. The coding region runs from base 36 to 1145 and encodes 369 amino acids. The record is from RefSeq and is a predicted model, not a curated record. Lineage: Eukaryota; Viridiplantae; Streptophyta; Magnoliopsida; Cucurbitales; Cucurbitaceae. The transcript has 4 exons. Gene Ontology annotation, cellular component: lysosome.
UAUCACGAAUUCCGUCUCCCUCUUUUACGGUACCAAUGGAGCGCCUCACUGUAAUAGCUCUCUCGUUUGCCAUUCUACUAUCGGCGACGGUAGCUUACGGCGAAUCUUCCGACCAAAUCAAUGGCGCCGAAGAUGACGAUAUUCUGAUUCGUCAAGUCGUAUCCGGAGCCGAUGAUCGUCUCUUAACAGCGGAGCAACACUUCCAGAACUUCAAACUGAAGUUUGGAAAGACCUAUGCUACCGAUGAGGAGCACGAUUACAGGUUCCGUAUCUUCAAGGCUAAUCUCCGCAAAGCCAAGCGCCACCAGAAGCUCGAUCCUGGUGCCGUCCAUGGCGUUACUCAGUUUUCCGAUCUCACCGAGGACGAGUUCCGUAAAAAUUUCGUUGGAGUAAAUCGGCUCCGUCUUCCUGCCGAUGCUCAGAAGGCGCCGAUCCUUCCUACCGAUAACCUAGCCUCCGACUUCGAUUGGCGCGACCACGGUGCCGUCACGCCGGUCAAAAAUCAGGGUUCUUGUGGCUCGUGCUGGUCUUUUAGCGCUGUUGGAGCGCUAGAGGGAGCUAAUUUCUUGUCAACUGGACAACUUGUUAGUUUGAGCGAGCAACAGCUUGUGGAUUGCGAUCAUGAGUGUGAUCCUGAGGAAGCUGGUGCAUGCGACGCGGGGUGCAACGGGGGGCUAAUGAACUCAGCUUUCGAGUACAUUUUGAAAGCAGGUGGAUUAGAGAGAGAGGAGGACUAUCCUUACACUGGGAAGGAUCGUGGCCCUUGCAAAUUCCAAAAUGCCAAAAUCGCAGCCUCUGUUUCCAACUUCAGUGUCAUUUCUCUUGAUGCCGACCAAAUUGCAGCGAACUUGCUCAAGAAUGGUCCUCUAGCAAUUGGAAUCAAUGCGGCUUUCAUGCAGACAUACAUGAAGGGAGUUUCGUGCCCAUACAUAUGCUCUAAACGAAACCUAAAUCAUGGAGUACUGCUUGUAGGGUAUGGAUCUGCAGGCUAUGCUCCGAUACGGUUCAAGGAGAAGCCCUACUGGAUCAUAAAGAAUUCUUGGGGAGAAAACUGGGGAGAAAAUGGGUACUACUUAAUCUGCAAGGGCAAAAAUAUCUGUGGAGUUGAGUCGAUGGUCUCGUCCGUGGCUGCUACCCAAAACUGAGCCAUUGUUGCCUUGGCGCUUCUAUAUCAAGGUAAGUUACUGGGGCUCUGUAAAUAUGUUGUAUUUAUGUUACAGCCAGAGCUAAUGGAACUUGAUUCUUCUCUUGGCUGAUAGGUAUGGCUAGUUACUGUGUUUGUCUAAUUUCUAUAUAUUUUGGAUUCUAGAAAUGCAGACAUUCUUAUUAUACCA